AUGGAAGAGCUUCACGCAGCAUUUCAGAGGGAUCAGGAUCGGCUCAGGACGUACGCAGCACAGCACGGCGUCGAGUGGUGUUUCAUACUACCGAGAGCACCGCACUUCGGAGGGCUUUGGGAGGCGGCAGUCAAGGCAGCCAAACAGCGGCUGAUACGUGGAGUUGGCAACGCCAAGCUCACCACGGACGAGCUCAGCACCCACCUGGUCGAGGUAGAGGCCAUCCUCAACUCCCGGCCAAUCGCUUCGCCAGGCAACGACCCCAGCGAUGGAGAAGCCUUGACGCCAGGGCACCUGCUCAUCGGGCAGCCGCUUCUUUCGCUGCCGUCCGAAUCCGAGCAAGACGCCAAAUGCAGCAAGGGCGGCUUCGAGUAUUUGAAGCGGUGGCGCAUGCUGUCCGCGCUCAAACAGCAGUUUUGGCAGGGCUGGUCCAAGGACUACCUGGCCAGCCUGCAGCAGCGGCAGCAAUGGUCUACCGAAGGACCGAACCUCGAGGCAGGAUGCCUAGUGCUCGUCCACGAGGACAACACACCGCCUCAGAAGUGGACCACAGGGCGAGUGGUGGCAACGACGGCAGGAGAAGAUGGGAGAGUGCGCGUGGCAGAGGUGCUAUCUUCCGCAGGCGUUAUUAAACGAGCAGUCCAAAAACUGGCCAAAUUGCCAAUGGAUGGUUGA
Messenger RNA from Drosophila obscura, 675 nucleotides. RefSeq lists its product as uncharacterized. Bases 1 to 675 code for a protein of 224 amino acids. Gene Ontology annotation, molecular function: nucleic acid binding. The record is from RefSeq and is a predicted model, not a curated record. The transcript has a single exon. NCBI's taxonomy places the organism in Eukaryota, Metazoa, Arthropoda, Insecta, Diptera, Drosophilidae.